Molecule: messenger RNA, 2304 nt
Organism: Folsomia candida
Lineage: Eukaryota; Metazoa; Arthropoda; Collembola; Entomobryomorpha; Isotomidae
Exons: 4
Coding region: 111-1127 (338 amino acids)
Cellular component (GO): membrane
Molecular function (GO): ligand-gated monoatomic ion channel activity
Source: RefSeq, a predicted model, not a curated record
ACGUGGACUUUACCGAGGCCUUUUUUGACUUUGGAUUUCUCACUUAUGUGACCUCGGAGGGGGUGCGGAUUUUCUCGCCGGCCGCGCUCCUCUGGCCGUUCGAUCUGCUCAUGUGGGGCUGCAUCUUCGUCUCCACGAUUGUCGCCUUCAUAUUUUUUACCAUUAUUAUCAAAGCCAUCUUCUGGCUGGAUUUAGGAUCCGGAGAUUCCCUCAAUUUCGCCAGGAGAGGAAUGGUUUCGCAUCAAAUUUGGAAUUUCAAAUAUCAGAUUCAAUUCGUCCUCACCUCAUUUCUCGAUCAGGACUGCGUUCUCCCAACUUUCGCCCCUCUACGGACAUUUGUCGCCAUCUGGUUAUUUUUCACGCUGGUCGUGACUACCAUCUACCGGUCAAAAUUGGUUUCCCUCCUCGCAUUUCCGCUAAUUGAAACGCUCCCGCAGACUUUUGAUGAUCUCGCGUAUUCAAAAUAUUCCGUGGGAUUUAUGAAGCAUGGCGACUCCGCGUACAACACGCUGGCCGAUUCCACGGAUCCUGUUUAUGUUAAAUUAAUCAAUGAAAUGGAGGUCGUGACAGGAUACGGGUUGGAAUGCUUGGAGAAAGUCGUGACCCAAAAGUAUGGCUGCAUCGCGUACGAUUUCGCGCUCCGCCAUUUAAAAGAUAGGAACCUAAGUGAAGCGGACACGAGAAAACUAGUCUUUGCGCCGGCGCAUACGUACAACAUCUAUUUGGGACUGGCCACAGAGGGGAAGUCCAUUUUGAGGAAUAAUUUUGGAAAAUGGCUCUCACAUACGCGUGCCUUUCACUUGGAGGAUGUCUGGGAAGCGCGCGACAUGUAUUACACGGUCCGCGUGUUGAAGCGCGAAUGGUGGUUUGCUACCAAUCAGAGCGAAAAAGCGUCCAUUUCCAGCGCCGGCGUGGGCGACGACAAUCUCACCCUGAAACACAUUUCCGGCUCGUUUUACAUACUUUUCACGCUGCUCGCCAUCUGCACCGUGGCAUUCAUUUAUGAACACGUGCAAGCAAAUUGGAAAUGUCUGAAGAGAAGGUGGAAGAAAAUUCGGGGCAAAAUUACCAUCUGUUGUGAUAAAGUUUUCGUUGUUAGCAAUACAGAAAUGGAUGCCUAUACUUAAAAAAUACGGAAGUAUUUCGGUAAAAUAAAUUGGUAGUAGUAAAAAAAAUUGGUAACGAUUUAUAUAUUUACCGAACGGUAAAGUUGGGUUUUUGGAAUAGUACUUUUUAUUAUGCGGGGGAAAAUUACCAGCUUUACUGUGAUACAGGUUUCGUCGUCAGCAGAAAUGGAUGCGUAUACUUAAAAAAUUUAUGUAUAUUUCGGUAAAAAUAAGUUGGUAGCGUGGUAAAACUGGUAAUCAUUUACAUAUUUACCGAACGGUAAAAUUAGGUUUUUUGAACAAUAUUUUUUAUUAUGCGGGGUAAAAUUACCAUCUGUUGUGAUAAAGUCUUCGUCGAAGUAUAGAAAUGGAUGUAUACUUAAAAAUUUUUAUGUAUAUUUCGGUAAAAAUAAAUUGGUAGUGAUAAAAAAUUUGGUAAAGAUUUACAUAUUUACUGAACAGUAAAAUUAGGUUUUUUGACAGUAUUUAUAUUAUUCGGGGCAAAAUUACAAUCUGUUGUGAUAAAGUUUUCGUCGUUACCAGUACUGCAAUAAACCCGAUAUGGUAGCAUGGUAAAAUUGGUAACGAUUUAUUUACCGACCUGUAAAAAUUGCGUUUUUUGAACAGUAUUUUUAUUUGAACCUUCCACGUAUUUAGAAGUCACAAUGAAUUUGUAAAAUAACAGUUUGGAAAACUUGUUUCGGUAAAAAUAAAUUGGUAACGAUUUAUUCACCAAGUGGUAAAAAUUACAGUAUUUUAUAUUAUAGCUUCUAUUUCGAAGGCACGUUAUUAUUAGGAAUUUGUAAAGUAACUGUUUGGAAAAAAAGUUUAUCCAUUUUUUAUUUGGUAAAUUGUUACCGGUGGUAAAAAUAGGUUGAUAACCGCAGAAAGGCAAGGAUAAUUUUUUUUCUAGAAUUUUUGUUUUUUUAACCACACAAUAAUCAAUUUUUAUAAAAGAAACCUGAACUUUGUGAGAAAUUAUGUUAGUAAUAAAUUAUUACCAGUGCGACAGAUUAUCGUGUUACCAUAGCUUGGUAAUAAUUUUGGCAAUAAGACAUUAAAGUUUUUUUGGGCUAAAAGACAAUUGUAAAUGUAUGUAUUUAAAUAAGUUCAUAUAUAAUAAAGACAGUAACUUAAGUAUUUAGUGAACAAAUUUUAUUUGUAAUUUAAAAUUACGAACAAAACUUAGCAAGGUUUA